Molecule: messenger RNA, 1974 nt
Organism: Gilbertella persicaria
Lineage: Eukaryota; Fungi; Mucoromycota; Mucoromycetes; Mucorales; Choanephoraceae
Product: Alg9-like mannosyltransferase family-domain-containing protein
Exons: 5
Coding region: 1-1974 (657 amino acids)
Biological process (GO): protein N-linked glycosylation
Cellular component (GO): endoplasmic reticulum membrane
Molecular function (GO): alpha-1,2-mannosyltransferase activity
Source: RefSeq, a predicted model, not a curated record
AUGGCGGGAAAGGAGUUACGCUCGCGUUCAACAAAAAGCAAGGCGACUUCUUCAACAAAUAAUACGCCUUUGCAAAAUGAUGCCCGUGCUGUCAAAGCUGCUCAAGCUUUGUUAAGUGAGUCAGAUACCUUCUCAUUUACUUUGUUAUCCGCAUUCCGUAUUUUGUUCAUCAUGCGUUGUUUCUCAGCCUUGUACCGUAUCUUGGAUGAUUGUGAUGAAGUGUACAACUAUUGGGAACCUACACACUAUUUAUUACAGGGCUAUGGUAGACAAACAUGGGAAUAUUCAACAGACUACAAGAUCAGAAGUUGGGCUUUUAUUCUCGUCAAUGCGUUUGUUGGAUUUGUGACCAAGAUCAUGACCUCUACCAAGCUUCAGACAUUUUAUCUUAUUCGUCUCUUCUUUGCUGGUGUUUGUUCUUUUGUUGAAGCCAAAUUCUAUCGUACAGUGACUGAAGAGAUCAAUACUCAUGUCGGUCGUUAUGUCUUUGCCAUCUUGUUUUUCGGUGCUGCCUAUUUGCCUUCUACAUUUGCCAUGCAUUGUGUCUUUAUGGCAUUUUCAUACGCAUUGAGACCUGUGUCUGAUAUUGACCUUUCUCGUACUUACAAGGUAGUCUUUUGGAUUGGAUUGGGUGCAUUGGGAGGCUGGCCAUUUGCUGCACUUAUUGGUAUCCCUUUUGUUGUUGAAGAAGUACUUGUAUUUGGGCGCAACACAAUGACUCAACCAGAUGGUACGAUUGUAAGCUCAGUGCCUAGUCCCAAAUGGCGUUUCCGACGCUUUGUUCGUCUAGUAGAAGCCACUGCUAUCUGUGGUAGUGGUAUCACGCUUCUUCUUCUCUUGAUGGAUCACAUGUUUUAUCGUCAAUACACAGUUGUUGCUUGGAACAUUAUCAAAUACAACGUAUUUGCUGCUGCAGAAGGCCGUGGUCCUGAACUCUAUGGUGUUGAACCUUGGUAUUAUUAUAUCUUGAAUGGUGUCUUGAAUUUCAAUAUUGUGUUUGUAUUGGCCUUGGGCUCUGCUGUGUGUGUGUUGAUUACUGCCUAUAUUGACCGUAACCGUGUGCCUGGAUCGACAAAGAUGGAUGCCGUUUGGCCUUAUGUCCUACUUGGCCUCAAGUUAGUUCCAUUUUACCUUUGGUUCACUGUAUUUAGUCUUCAGGCUCACAAAGAAGAACGCUUCAUGUAUGUUGCGUAUCCUCUGGUCGCUCUCAAUGCUGCUAUUUCUAUCUACUUGAUCCGUUCUUGGACAAGUCGAUUUGCCGGCCACUACUUUGGUGCUUCUGUUCAUGUUCGUGUGUUUGUCCUCAGAUACACUUCCUUUGCCAUCCUUGCCCUUUACGCUCUUUUGUCGAUGUCUCGUAUCCUGGCCCUCCUGACCCGUUACCGUGCUCCCUUUGUUGUCUAUAGUAGCAUCUGGAAAGACAGAACACCUGAUCAACUCAUGAACCUCAACUACCUCAACGAAGAGUUUCCUACCAACGUUGACCUUCCUUACAAGAACGUCUGUGUAGCCAAAGAAUGGUACCGUUUCCCCUCUCAUUUCUUUUUACCGAGCGAUACGCGUCUUCAGUUCCUCAAGAGCGACUUUGAGGGCCAAUUGCCCAAGACGUUUGAAGAAGACCUUGUGAUUGGUAGUUAUGAAGAUGCGGAUGGAAACCAAGCGUUGUAUCGUCGUCGUGUGUAUGGAUGGUUUGGUGCUCGUUUAGCACCUGAAGGAUUCAACGAUCUCAACAAGGAAGAUCCUCGUGUGUAUGUCAAGCAAGACGAGUGUGAUUAUUUAGUGGAUAGUGAGUUUCCUCUUCGUGCUGAUACGUCUGAGCCUCAUUAUGUCAAAGACACAGAACAUUGGCAAGUUAUGGAGUGUCAACCGUUUAUUGAUGUAGAGCAUUCGAACCGUUUCUUAAGAGCUUUUUGGUUGCCUGGUUCUCCUGGUGUUGCUUGGGGUGAAUAUUGUCUAUUGAAACGUAGAAAAUAA